GAGCAAGUCCUCAGUGAGGCGCUAGGCUGAGUCGUCAGCGGUCAGCUAGCGAUCUUGCAUCACAGUCGUUCGCCUCAGACGCCGUCGAUGUAGUGCAGGGCUUUGGUAGAGUUGCUUCAAUCGAGGUGGUAUCAACUUUGAUAAAAAAGAAGAUUCUCACAAUUGCAGAAGACUAUGAUGAGCUUGAUAACGGUGAUUACGACAAGCUAUCGUGGAAGCUACAUACACGUCGCGUCAAGAGCUCUCUUAGCCAUCCACCUUUGCAGUACUUUUUGUCUGGACAGAAGCAACGCCGACGGCUUCUGUGUCAUUGAGGUCAACUGCCAGGAAGUAGAAGCGCAACCGGCUACCUGUGAUAUCGCCUCUCCCAUCAAUGAAGGACAUUGUGCAAGACCUAGUGUGUACUAUGCGCUAGAUUCUGCAGGAGUGGAACAGACGCAGCGAAGACAGCAUUGCCAAGUCAGUAACGGCGAAAGCAUUGGUCGUCUGCCAGCCAAGAUUCACUCACUUGACUUUUCGAGAUCAUGCGCGUGUGCGAAGAGACGACGCAAACGCUUGCAGAGCCUGCUGAGGACGGAAGUCAGUCACCGCCGAGGAUCUGAGAGGAGCAAUCAGCGAUGGACAAUCCAGGACAUAAGACCAUUGUGCAGCUUUAUCUGUGACAUGCCGGCGCCAGCGCCGAUUAAGUAAUAGGGUGUCGCGGCCAUCUCAUCUGCCACUCUGGCACUCAGUCUCACUUCUGCCCUCCUUUUAGACUAACCACAACCACUACUACCUCCUAGAACCACCCUGUAUUAGCCUCACCAUCCUUUCUCACUCCAAUAUCACGUGAUUUUUCAUUCUCUUCCUUAGUCCGAUCAC
Messenger RNA from Microstroma glucosiphilum, 861 nucleotides. RefSeq lists its product as hypothetical. Lineage: Eukaryota; Fungi; Basidiomycota; Exobasidiomycetes; Microstromatales; Microstromataceae. Bases 175 to 690 code for a protein of 171 amino acids. The record is from RefSeq and is a predicted model, not a curated record. The transcript has a single exon.